CUUUUCUCCCGAAGUUCAAGUUGUGAGGAAAUGAAAUUAAAAACAAUGUACAAAGCCAAACGGCAAAUAUUGCACCACAAGCAGAACAAAAAGCAGUACCAUUAGCUGACCGAAAAUAUCAAAUCGUGUGCCUACCUAACCCCUAGCCGAUGAAUUUCCAUCACGAAGCAUGUUGCAGAUAGCGCCAGAUAGUUCGUCUAGUUCUAGUUCUUCUUCUAGUGCCCCCUUCAUUCCACCCAAGAACUCGACUGCACUUGAAAAUAACAAGACCAUUUGGUACCCACCCUAUGCUGACACAACCGACCUCCUGGCGGCGAGUCAGAAGGAUGAGCAGUACCGGGAGAGAUUCCGGGCGAGGUUCGCCCAGUUCGCGGAGACCCUUUUUGGCAGCCAAACGUGCCACCGGUACCGCGCCGUCCUGCCGCGCGUCGCCAACGCGCUUGCGGAUUUUCUCCUCCUGGCCGGACCGCGCACCCUCGGGGAAGAGUACGCGGACCUGGCGCCAGUGGUUGCGCGGCAUAUUACGGUUUCCGGGAACUACCGACAUCAGCUUCAGCAGGGGCAGAGAGAAGUACUAGAACCGGAAAUAGUCGGGCCUGGGUCGCCAGUGAAUGAAACAGGAAAGCCUAGCGGUAGUGGCUGGCCUCCAGAUAAUUAUCUCUUUCGGGCGGAGCGCGUGCCAGGAUUUCUUUCCCGGGUGUUUCUCUCAGGAUUGCAAGUUGCGACGAACCAACUUCUACCUGCUGUACUGGGCGCAUCAAGACUCUCGCCGAGGACAAGUCAAUUCCUCAAUGACGCACUUCAACUGGCGCUGACGCUGAACCGUGCAUCCUUCUUUCUUGUCGGGAUGUACGAAAGUCUGCCGCACCGGCUACUCGGCUGGCGGCGGCGCUCGCUUGGAUACGAGGAACGGCGGGGAAGGACAGCAGCGGAUAAGAAUGAUGUUAAUAAGCCGACAACGAUGGUCCAGCGGUACUUUUACGCACUUAGCGCGCUGUGUGUCGUGCAGGUAGCGCUGUACCUACGUCGGCUGUACAAGAACGCGCCGCCGAUGCAUGAGGUGCUUGUUCCGCGAGUGAUCCUGGAGAUGAAGCGACGAAUAGGAGAUAUUGUGCUUUCAAGACAUCCGACAAAAAGUGGUCCCCGGGUUAGCUUCAGCGAAGGAAAAGAAGACGAAGUAGACAGACAGAGCAGGAUGUUGUCUGCUGAAACCAGCAUCAUCCAUGCAAAAGGUUCGAAGCCACCAGCUAAUUCUACGUCACAAUCACGUUCUAGCAGCGAAAGGAAUGAUCGUCAACCAGCGAUAGAUGCUCCUGCGGCAGGCGGACUAGAUCUGCAUGAAAUGAACGGCAGCACUUCUUCUACAGUAGAGAAAUUUGAACGAAACACUACUGCAGCACCAGGACUGCUGCGAAGAGAAGAACUGCGCAAGAAACCGUCCCUACCACCACGAACGGCGCGGCCGGGCGGCAUCGAUUGCAACAUUUGUUUUGGCGAAAUCCGAGCACCGACGUCCGUUAAGUGUGGACACGUGUUAUUCGAGGAGAAUUAUACUGCGUCAUUGGUGUACACUGGAUGUCGAUGUAGUACCAUUCUGUAUACAUUUAUUUGAUGGAGGCUCGCGCUUUUGCAGACAGAAGAAAACUGCUCGACGAAGAAAUAGAGUAAGUAUCUAUAGGGCCAAAUUGCUUGUCAUGGCACGCCUUUGCGGGAAGCUGGUUGUAGUUCACAAACGCGGCCCAGCUGUUGAAGGCAAACAGAAAACAGUAAUUUUUGUCAUGCCUAUGCGAAACCAUAACCAAGAAGGCGGGGCAGCACGCGCAAGGUCCAAUAACUACAAGGCAAAAUAACAACUACAGUCCUCUGACUUGCAGUUUUUUUUCCCGCCGAUGCGCUUUCUGCUGGGAUUGUGCCUAUUCGUGGGUGAGUGCGAACCGGAGUUGUCCGCCCCAGCCCAAUUUUCAAAAAUUUCAUUGCGCGAGAUCUUUUCGCACGGAAAGCAUGCCCCGUUUGUCGCUGCUGCGUCUCGGUAUUCUUCUCCGCGAGAUCGACUCCCAUUAUUGACUUCGUGGCGACUUGUACGCCCCAACCCGCGCAGCUUGGAAAGGCAGUUUCCCGCCCGGCGCGCAGUGUGAAAUGGGGCCAGUCCAGGACUGGCCUUGAAUUAAUGAUAGCGCCCCAGAGGCUCGGGGACCCCGUGUCAUGUUUUUUCGCCUCUUUUGCCCUCUCCGACCGACCACUUGGCGCAGUGCCCGUUCGGCCUGGGGCGGACUUUUCUGGGAGAGGCCAAUCCCGACCUGAGUACCCCGAUCAAGAAAAGUCCGCCCCAGGGUCGACGGGUACCAGAUUCGGCCUCCUUGUUCGUCCUGGGGCGGACUUUUCUGGAAAACAUUGUGAAGCAUUCACGCACAAAUAUACGACGGCCAGGAAAGUCGGCGCCCAAAAGUGCGCCACACCAUGCGCAUUCGCCAAAUAGGAGCGCAAGGAUAUGGCGCGGCGCGACGCUUGGCCCCUGCCCAGGCAGGCGGAGCGCCCGAAGCGCGCCCCCGCAUUCAGCGACCACUGGCUUGGUCGCGUUCCCGAUUGUCUCCUCUAACCGGGACUACUAAAGCCACAUAUUGAAAUUUUUGAAAAUUGGGCUGGGGCGGACUUUUCCGCCUCGUAGUGAGUGCGAACCGGAGUUGUCCGCUGUGCCGUGCGCCGUGUGACGUCCAGUCCCUCUGGCCGGUGUGGCAUCAUGACCUGUCGAAGGCUGAGGUGGGUGGCUGAAGUGUAGAAUGACGCGGACAAUGAGUAUGGCCAAUAAAAAAGAGGACAUCUGCAUCGAGGACAUUUCUUACUCGCUAUAGGAUGCUUGAGUUUAGAGCACAAUUAUGCACGGAACCUGAGCAACAGCAAUUCGAG
Messenger RNA from Amoebophrya sp. A120, 2904 nucleotides. Lineage: Eukaryota; Dinophyceae; Syndiniales; Amoebophryaceae. The record is from the annotation of a GenBank genome assembly.